GGAGAGGGCGACAGUUCAACGGAAUCCGAAGAGAACGAUCGACCACGUCGAUCAAGACGAGGGCGAGACUGUAAACGCCUUGCUGUACAUGCAUGUCCCUAUGCUGGAUGCUUGAAAACGUAUUCCAAGAGCUCCCAUUUAAAAGCACAUGUGCGCACCCAUAGCGGUGAGAAGCCAUACUGUUGUUCAUGGGAAAGGAUGUGA
Molecule: messenger RNA, 204 nt
Organism: Ostertagia ostertagi
Lineage: Eukaryota; Metazoa; Nematoda; Chromadorea; Rhabditida; Trichostrongylidae
Source: the annotation of a GenBank genome assembly